Messenger RNA from Thrips palmi, 1200 nucleotides. Its product is annotated as allergen Tha p 1-like. The record is from RefSeq and is a predicted model, not a curated record. The transcript is spliced from 3 exons. The coding region runs from base 161 to 619 and encodes 152 amino acids. NCBI's taxonomy places the organism in Eukaryota, Metazoa, Arthropoda, Insecta, Thysanoptera, Thripidae.
CCGACGCCUCAACGCACUCGCUCACGCUCGCUCCGGACGGCAGAGGCAAGCCAGGCAAGCCGAGGUAGGCAGGCAGGUUCAGCUGCUCCCAGUCAGUAGUGCAUUCGACCUGCAGCGGGCAACAUCACCUCCACAGACCCCGUCCGCCAUCACAGCCGCCAUGUCACCGACGGGAACCCUCAGGACGAUAGUGCAGGCGGCGCCGCUGUUGCUGUGUGGCCUCUGCGUGGUGCUGGCGUCCCCCGUGCCGCAGCCCGGGCCCUACCCCGCGCCCUACCCGGUGGCGGCGCCCUACCCGGGGCCCUACCCCGGCCCCUACCCAGCGCCCUUCGCGCGCGCCCAGCCCGGCCCGCAGAACAGGCCGCCCGUGUCCGACGCCCAGCUCGAGGGCGCGCUCGGCGACAGGCGCUACCUCCAGCGGCAGCUCAAGUGCGCGCUCGGCGAGGCCCCCUGCGACCCCGUCGGCCGCAGGCUCAAGACCCUGGCGCCCCUGGUGCUGCGAGGAGCGUGCCCGCAGUGCAGUCCGCAGGAGACCCGCCAGAUCCAGAAGGUGCUGUCCCACAUCCAGAGGAACUACCCCAGGGAGUGGAGCAAGCUGAUCCGGGAGUACGCCGGCUAGGCCAGCCUAGGCCUCCCCCACCUCUUUUACUUAAAACCAGUCAUUUUAUUUAUUGAUUAAGCGUGCCGGCCCGGUUCGCGUGCCCUGUUUGUGUUUUUUUGUGAGGUUGCCCCUGCCUGGAGGGGUGCUCUGCUGCAUCAUAUUGAUGUUCUCUCCGCCGAGUACUUUACACUGUGAUAAGUUUCACGUUUUGGAAUGUUUCGCCCGCCGGCCUGCGUCGUAGACAAAUUUGUUUGUUGGCCAGAGAUGCUGUUUUAAAAGAGAAUUCGCCCGCGUCAUGUUGUGUUUUUGGGAGGAAGCCCCCUCUGAACGUGACUGUUAUUAUGACAUCAUUUUUUUUUCAAAGCCGAAUUCGCACUUUUGCGUGGUGCGCGAAAUUCUCGAGGCUCUGCCUGUGAUUCUGCCGAGGGGCUUUUUGUAUGUACGAUUGUGAAUCACGAAUCUCGCUUUUGUCAUGGACCUGUCCUUUCACCCAUAUUUCAUAGAUUUUUAUUACUAUUAUUAUUAUUGAAAGUAUUUAAUUCGUUCACGUCAUUUUUGUACUGUAAGUCAUCUAUCAGAUUAAAGUAAGUUAAACAUAA